This is a messenger RNA of Ilyonectria robusta, 2671 nucleotides long. Its product is annotated as Rec8 like protein-domain-containing protein. Gene Ontology annotation, biological process: synaptonemal complex assembly; mitotic sister chromatid cohesion; replication-born double-strand break repair via sister chromatid exchange. Gene Ontology annotation, molecular function: chromatin binding; protein binding. The coding region runs from base 486 to 2363 and encodes 625 amino acids. The transcript has 2 exons. Gene Ontology annotation, cellular component: cohesin complex; synaptonemal complex. The record is from RefSeq and is a predicted model, not a curated record. Lineage: Eukaryota; Fungi; Ascomycota; Sordariomycetes; Hypocreales; Nectriaceae.
GGGUGAGCCACUCCCACUCCCUCACCUGGCCCCAGCCACGCCAUUUACCGUUGGUGAAGACUGACCAGGCGGCCACAUCCCCUCGAGGUCCAGGUCCCAGUCCCGAGUCCCCCAACCUGAAAUUUCCCUUCAACCCCGUCGCGACAUCCCACACCCACGCCGUCCGCUUCUUGCUCUCCGCUGCCGUCGCCAUCGGCAUCGGCCCUCGUCGCUGCAGACUUUUUUGGCUUGCGCGAUUGCCUUUUCGUCGCUUCAUGCGUCUGCGCUGCCCCGACCGCGCGUAGAGCAAUCCCGCCGCCACUGCGCUUGUUUAUCCGCCCGGACGCGCCCCCUGGUCCUGUGUUUACCCACACCACUCUCGCUCCCUCGACCUCCCGCACCUCUUCCCCUCCGAACCAUCGUCAUACUUCGCUCCUCGACACCCGCCUGUCGCUGCUCAACACGUCCUUCGUCUUUUGCGCAUCGCGUCGUCGCGUGGCUGCACCAUGUUUUACUCCGAGACGCUCCUCCAGAAGAGCGGGCCGCUGGCCCGCGUCUGGCUUUCGGCCAACCUCGAGCGCAAGCUCUCCAAGAACCACAUCCUACAGUCCAAUGUUACGGAUAGUGUGGAAGCCAUCAUCACGCCUAAUCAGGCCCCCAUGGCCUUGCGACUGAGCGGUCAGCUUCUGCUGGGUGUUGUCAGAAUCUAUCAGCGCAAGACGCGUUACUUGUUGGAUGAUUGUAACGAGGCCAUGAUGAAGAUCAAAAUGGCAUUCCGAUCUAGCGGAAAUAAUGAUAUGGCCGUUAACUUGCAGAUCCCCAAUCGUGAAGCUCUCUUGCUUCCAGACCGCAUCACGCCUUACGAUAACUUCGAACUACCGCCUCCACCCGAUGCCUCAUGGCUCCUGUCCCAGGUUGAUGACGUGGCUACGAACCCCAUUAGCCGAAAGGGUCGCGUCAGCAACAACCGAGACAUCAACUUGCAGGAGGAUUUUGACAACAGCCAGUUCCUCACUGACAACCUGGGCAUGGAUGAGGACGUCUUGGGAGCUAUGGAUGACCUUGAGCUUGAGCUCGACUUUGGAAUCGACAUGGAUGGAGGCCCUAGCCAAAGUAUCGAAAUUGGUCGACGCGCACCGACACCAUUAGCGCCGGAGGAUGACAUGUUCAGUGAAUUUGAUAUCCCCGUAAAGGACGGCGCGGAGGACACUGCCCUAGACCUGGGCGGUGAUGGCGUUAUGAUCGCGGAUGAAGAGGGAGACAUUAACAUGGACGAUAACUUUCAGUUCAACCCCGAUGACCAAUCGGCGAUGCCUGAGAUGGCUGCCGCCCCUCAAUUCGGCCGUGGCCGCAUCUCCGAAUCGCCUCUCUCUGACAUCGAUGAGGACUUUGCGAAGGAAGUCGAGGCGGAGUAUACUAUGCACCACCAGACCGAUCUUUACGAGCCGGAUGAUGAGAUGGAGCAUACUCUCGUCCGACGACCCGCUCAGCGCGCCAAGAAGCAGAAGAUUCUUACCCCCGACGACGAGAUCGCCCUUUCCAGCAACCACAUCAAGCGACAACAAGCAAACCGCGAAAACAUCAUCAAGGCUGCUUCCUUCCUUCCUCGUGAUCCCUUCUUGCUGGCCUUGAUGGACAUGCAAAAGAACGGUGGCUUUGUUUCCUCAAUCAUGAUGGAGGGGCGAAGCUCUGCCUGGGCUCCCGAACUCCGGGGAAUGCUUUCCCUGGAUGCCGUUCGUGGAAUGAAUGAGCUCAAGCGAAAGCGUGACAGUGGAAUCGCUGAUGUCGACAGCGACCAAGGUGCCUCCAAAUCGCCUCGUCUGGAGCUUGGUGAUGACACUGACUUUGGCCUUGAUGGUGGUGCUAUGGGUAACCAGAGCAUGGCUGCCGAUGGCACUAUCCUCGAAAUCCCUGCCGAUGAUGGUAUGAUUCCCGGCGAUGGUGACCAUGCCGAGCGUGAAAUGGGCAGCCCCAUGCCCAACUUUGAUGACACCACUGCACCUCUCGUGCACCCCGCUGACAGCGGUCCCGUGUCUCUCGGUACUAAGCAUGCCGUUCACAUCCUCCGUGAUCUCUUCGGCGCCGACGCUGCCUCCAGCCCCGACAAGCGAAAGCAAACAUCGGUUGUCUUCCAGAAACUUCUUCCCGAGAAGCAGACCACUAAGGCCGAGGCUACUAAGAUGUUCUUCGAGUGCCUGGUUCUCGCUACGAAAGACGCGAUCAAGGUCGAGCAGGGCUCUGGCCUGGGCGAUGACAUCCGGGUACGAGGCAAGCGAGGUCUCUGGGGAGACUGGGCCGAGAAGGAAGCUGGUGGUGAGAUCGCACACGAAAACGAGCCCGAGCCCGCUGCAGUCAGCGCCCCUGCUGUUGCUGUGUCGGCGUGAUUGGAUACAAGACCGCGUCAUAGUGUUGGCAGUUUAACGAAGACUCAAAGGGCGGCAUGUUUGGUCAUGUAAAGUAUUGGAUUCAUGCAUUCUGGGGCAGUUGGCUGUCGAGGUCGCCCAUCUGGCGUUGCCGGCGUUUAAGGAGAUACCAUGGCAUGUGGGACUCGGAUCAUGGUUCGGGAAAAGGGGAAUUGUGUGCGGACCGACGUCGAACGUCAUUUUUAUUUGUCAGAGAGACUUCUUGGUUUCUCUGUAGGUCGGAAGAACUCAGACUAAAGGUAUACAAUGAAUGAGAACUGUUUGAAAGU